ACUUGACGUUCGCAGUUGCAGUUCAGUUGCCGUUCGUCGUUUAAUGUUAACCUAAAGUAACUAUAUGGCGCUAUUUAUAAACAUCGUUGCCGCUGCAGUUGCAGUUUCGGAUAACGUUCCUGCCGUUCAAGACAUGACCAUCUUUUAAGUUCGUCGUUCGCCGUUCAACAUCCAGCCAAUAAGAUGCUUCCAAAAAUUGACAUUCUCUAACCCGUUCUGACCUACUUUAUAACGGUGUACAAGAACUACACUACAGUGUAUUCAGUAUUGUCAUUUAUCAUGUAUAUAUAAAUAGAGAAGUUUGAUUGUUUAUUUAAUUAUUUAUUUAAUUAAUUCCAAUGGGAGACGCAGGUAAGGUGUCCAUUUUAUUAAUCACAUAUGCAUAAUUUCGACAAUUUCAGACCAAACCGACGUUACAGGUCUUCUAAUUGAAUUAAUUCAAAAUUAUGAAUUUUUGUAUGAUCUCUCCCACAAAGAGUACAAAAACGCAAAAAAAAGGAAGAUGCAUGGAAGGAGAUUUCAGAAAUAACCAGAUGCAGUGUGGAAGAUUGUAUGAAGCUGUGGAAGAACGUACGAGACCGGUUUACCCGAGAGAAAAGAUUAAAACCAUCUGGCUCAGGAGGAGGCGACACCAAUUGGGUGUACUCUGAAAAGAUGUCGUUUUACAGUAAAUGUACCCGGCCCAGAAAAACGCAUACUGCAACAGUCGCAGUGGUCCAUGACGGAUCUCCCUCUUCAUCCCGAACAUCGUCCCGAUCGUCAGGGUGGUCCGGGAUCGAGACAAUUUUAUCACCGCAAUCGGAGGGCGACAUUGAGGAGAUUAUGGAACAAACCAUUACUCCGGAAAGAGGAGCAGAAGCUAGUGGGACCUCGAGCCAUGCAUCUGAAACUCGACAAAGCCAAAAAGGCAGUAAAUCGAAACGAAGCCUGGAAUUCGAUGAGGUGAUAAAUACAGCGAAACAAAUUGCUAGUACUCUUCAGGCGAAGGCAGCUGCACCACCACCUGAACAAAACCGGACCUUUACAGAGUAUGUUUUUACUCGUUUAAUGGAGAUGCCUCCCGAAGAGGCCAAAGAAAAACGAAAAAAAAUGUUAAAAAUUUUAGAGGAUUUAGAUUAAUUUAUUAUUGGUGUAAAUAGGUAGAAUAGUAUAAAACAUAGUUUAAGGUUAAGAUUAAGAAUUUAUAAUAUUAGAUGUA
Molecule: messenger RNA, 1198 nt
Organism: Photinus pyralis (common eastern firefly)
Lineage: Eukaryota; Metazoa; Arthropoda; Insecta; Coleoptera; Lampyridae
Exons: 4
Coding region: 553-1119 (188 amino acids)
Source: RefSeq, a predicted model, not a curated record